UGUUAUUCAUUGCUUAACUAGCAAAUAUGAGUAUAAAAGAAUCCUAGAACUGUUGAUUUAUCAGACUCGAAGUUUUGAAGUAUCAUAAGAAACUGACGUCAAAUCGAUUUAAGGGCAAACAUGUCUCGAGUUAUACUAAUUAGCAUUUCCCUUAUUGUUUCUUUUGUUGUUUGUACUCAUGCGCAAGAUUUUCCGUGUCCUGGAGAAAAUGAAGAGUUUCACGGAUGUGGAGCUUGUGACAGCACCUGCAAAUCAGAUAUAGCUUGUACAAUGGAGUGUAGAAGCGGAUCAUGUGGAUGUAAAUUUGGAUACGUGAGGAAUGAUCAAAACAAAUGUGUUCAUCGCAAUGAGUGUCAUUCUUCCAUUUCAAGAUUGGGAAAAUAAUUUCAUAAAACAUGUCAAUUGGAUUUUUUAUUGUUAAGAGAAAUUAUUAACUAUUAACUAAAAAAUCAAUAAUACUAAAAUUACCGAUAUUUAAUUAAUAACUUUUGUGUUUUUUUAAUAAUUUUUUCCUGACCUUAAAUAUAUUUCCAGUUAAUCAA
Cotesia glomerata is the source of this 542-nucleotide messenger RNA. RefSeq names its product chymotrypsin-elastase inhibitor ixodidin-like. The record is from RefSeq and is a predicted model, not a curated record. The transcript is spliced from 3 exons. The coding region runs from base 121 to 384 and encodes 87 amino acids. Lineage: Eukaryota; Metazoa; Arthropoda; Insecta; Hymenoptera; Braconidae.